Planococcus citri (citrus mealybug) is the source of this 1309-nucleotide messenger RNA. RefSeq names its product Arginine and glutamate rich 1 (gene Arglu1). The record is from RefSeq and is a predicted model, not a curated record. Gene Ontology annotation, cellular component: nucleoplasm; mitochondrion. Gene Ontology annotation, molecular function: cadherin binding. NCBI's taxonomy places the organism in Eukaryota, Metazoa, Arthropoda, Insecta, Hemiptera, Pseudococcidae. The transcript is spliced from 5 exons. Bases 219 to 959 code for a protein of 246 amino acids.
UAAAACAAACUUUGUAUUUUAUCAUCAUCUCAAUCUUAAUAAUCUCAUUAAUAUAUCUUAAGUCAGUACAUAAUUAUUGGCAAGUGCCUCGUAUUUGAAUCAGGCAUUCAUUACGGUCGUAUUGUUUCGGUUUAAACAAAUUGAUGGCUUUUUAAUUAAUGUGCACUAGUAAAGUAAAUGUUCACCGAGUCUAGUGAAAAUUGAGAAAUUUCAAAACCAUGGGUCACUCUAGAAGCAGAAGUAAAUCGCCUAAAAGAAGACACAAAAGUAAGCAUUACAGAAAAAGAUCAAAAUCUCACGAAAGAAGUCAUUCUAGAAAACACAGUAAGGAUAGAUCAAAAUCCAGAAAGCGAUCUCACUCUGCAUCAUCGUCCAGUUCCGAUGGAUCGGAUAGCGGUAGAUAUUCUUCUCAUUCUAAAAAACGUUCGUACGAUAGUAAAAAAAUGAGCGAAGUUGAAAGGCUCGCCGAAAUGGAGAGACAACGAAGACAUCGUGAACACGAGCAAAAACUCAUACAAGAUGCUGCUGCUAAAAGAAUCGAAGAAUUGGUUAAUAAAAGAGUCGAAGAAGAGUUAGAAAAACGUAAAGAAGAAAUCGAGGCGGAAGUUGCUCGGCGUAUCGAAGAAGCGAAAAAAGUCAUGGAGAAAGAAAUGAUGGAAGAAUUAGAGCGGCGUAAAAUGCAACUUUUAGAAGAAGAGAAGAAAAGAGAGGAGGAAGAACGUCGAAAACGCGAAGAACUCGAGCAAAUAAUGGCUGAAAAUAAUCGUAAAAUUGAAGAAGCUCAAAAGAAAUUGGCCGAGGAUCGUUUAGCCAUGGUAGAGGAACAACGUAAAAUAGAAGAGGAAAAACAACGUCUUAUGAAAGAACAAGAGAAACGAAUAAAAGAAGAACAGAAAAGAAUACUUGGCAAAAAUAAAUCAAGACCGAAGCUAUCAUUUUCAUUGAAACCCGUCGCUUAAAAUACUACAUUUUUUUAUUUUGGUAUUUUUGCAGUUACGUUUUAGUAAUUGUUUUUUUUAAAUUUAAAUUUUUCAUCGUAAGUUGUUAGGUUUUUUUACGAGCGAAUUUUAACUCUUUAUCAUUGAAUUAUUUUACGCGAGCGUUCUGUAUUUAGUAAAUUCUGCUGAAAUAUUUCACCGACAAAGGUCGGUUAAUUUUCUCGAGUAUUGAUCAUGUUUGUGUAAGCCAUUUAUUUAUUUAUUAUAUUUUUAAUUAUCUCGUUCGCGAGUUGUAUAUAUUUUCAGGUAUUCAACAAUGUAAAUUGACUUCUACGUUAGUAGUAUACCUAUAUUACAUUUUCGAGUUUUUA